Miscanthus lutarioriparius is the source of this 402-nucleotide messenger RNA. The record is from the annotation of a GenBank genome assembly. Lineage: Eukaryota; Viridiplantae; Streptophyta; Magnoliopsida; Poales; Poaceae.
AUGUCGUGGAGCGAUAACGAGAACGGCAGGUUCGAGCAGGCGCUGGCAGAUAUCGAGGCCGACCAUCCCGGGCGCUGGCAGCUCGUGGCCGAGGCGGUCGGCGGCGGCAGGACGGCGGACGACGUCUGGCGCCACUACCUGAAGCUGGAGGGGGACACGGCCGACAUGGGCGCCAGCAACCGGGCGGCCCGACGCCGCCAACAGUACCGCCGCAAUCGGGGACAGCAGCAGCAGCAGCACCAGCACGGCGCCGACGCCAACGGCACGGCGGCCAACAACAGCCGCAGCAACGAUAGGCGGCGGCGCAACGGCGGCGGCGCCAGUAGCAGUAACAGUAACAACAAUAGUCGCGCUAAUAACAACAGGUACGUACGUCUAUACGGCUGCCAGCUAAUUAAUUAA